GGGAGAGCACUGUCCUGCCUUUGCCACCGCAGACGGGCAUGAUGAAGUCACUACGCUUUGCUUCUGCUGAGGCCCUGGUGUCCCACCCCCAGGUGGCCCUGCAGAGCCUGGACAGUGUGGCACACAACCUCUACCCACUUCUGUUCAAAGCCAGCUACUUGUUGGAGCGGGCAGAGGUAAUCCGAGUUCUGCUGGAGGGCUGGCCGCUGGAGGAGUUCCGGCUAGGCGCCCUGCUGGGGCCAAGCACAGACCACCCAGAAGACCUGCGGGACCGGGCCUGCAGGGCCUGCCUGGAGGCCUGUGUGAGGGGCCUGGCGGACCACGUGCUCCAGGGCAGGGGCCGGCAGCGGCUGCAGUUGGCCGACCUCAUGGGAGUCCGAGAUGUGCAGGUGCAACAGUGCCCCUGUGGGAGGGCGCUGGGCAGGUGGGGCCGAACAGAGCUGCUGGCCAGGACCUGCUGUGAGCUGCAGGCAGGUCCCCAUGCAGCCCGGCAUUCCGUAAAGGUCCUGGCGGAUCUCUUCGUCACUGAGGGAAACUUCCAGGCUGUGGUGCAGGCCCUGGCGCCGGCCGGCCCUGCCCCACUGCGAGUGCACUGCCUGUCCUUCCGGGCAGACAGCCUAGACCCCAGUCAGCUCCUGCAGGUGCUGUGUCUGGCCAGGCCAGGCGAGCUGCGCAGGCUGCAGGUGGUGCACAACGUGCGGCUACACGCCGGCCACGUGCAGCAGCUGCUGGCCCAGGUGCACUUCCCCCAGCUGGCCUCGCUCACCUUGCCUGCCAAGGCCUUUGACAGGCCCCCUGACUGUACCCCAACCACAGAGGAUGAGGACCCCCUCUUCACCUCCAUUGCUUGGGAGCUCAGCCAGAUGACCCAGCUCACCGAGCUGAGUGUGGCUUUCUCCACAUUGACGGGCAAGAUCCAGAAACUGCUUGGCCCCCUGAGGACCCCGCUGAGGGCGCUGGACCUGGCCAACUGCUCCCUGAACCACGCGGACAUGGCCUUCUUGGCAGACUGCACCCACGCCACCCACCUGGAGGUGCUAGACCUCAGCGGGCAUAGCCUGGUCCACCUUUUCCCUUCGAGCUUCUUCAGGCUGCUGGGCAGGGCCGCCCAGACCCUGAGGGUCCUCACCCUGGAGGAGUGCAGCCUCGACGACCACCACCUGAGCACGCUGAUCCUGGCCCUGAGCCCCUGCCAGCAGCUCCAGGAGCUCCGCUUCCUGGGGAACCCGCUGUCCGCCUCUGCCCUGCGGCGCCUCUUCCUGGCUCUCUGUGAGCUCCCCAAGCUGCGGUGGGUGGAGUUCCCAGUGCCCAAGGACUGCUUCCCUGAGGGUGCCGCCUACCCUCAGGACGAGCUGGCCAUGUCCAGGUUCGACCAGCAGAAAUACAACACAAUCGCCGAGGACCUGCGUGGGGUGCUGCUGCGGGCCGGCCGGGAUGACAUCCAGGUCUCCACGCCAGUCUUCGGCAGUUUUGACCCAGAUAUUCAAGAAACAAGCAAUGAACUUGGAGCUUUCUUGCUGCAAGCUUUCAAAACUGCCCUAGAAAACUUUUCCAGGGCACUGAAACAAAUGGAGUAGUCCCCUCAACAGGCCCCAGCGGGUCUGGCAUUUCAGCCGGCAGGUCGUGUUCCGGCCCCAGGCCGGCAGCCUGGGCCGAGCCUUGGCACCCUCACCGCGUCACCCAAAGCAUUUCUUAGUCAGAGUUGUUCUUGGUAUCCGCUAGGCGCUACAGGAGAGGAAGCCCUGCCUCUCAGUAGAUGUGACACGAGGGUCACUUUAGCGUCAAAGCACAGCGGGUGUGUUGGAGCAGAAAAAGCCCUGGGGUCACAGAAGCCACCAUCACAGUGGUGGGCACGAAGGCACCAAGGGACGGAGAGUGGCUGUCCUGGUCGUGGUGCAUCCCGGGUUGCGUGUGAGGUGCAGGCUGGCAGUGGCAGCAAAGAGGAGGUGCGGGAGCAGGACAUCAGGCUGGCAUGAGAGGGAAGAAACUAGAGGAAACGCCACAGAUCAGAUGUCAGAAAGCAACCAACUGGGAAAAGGGUGAAAGUGAAGAGCAUGGGAGCCAGACGCUGGCCCACCCCCCUCGGUUGUGUGCGGUGCUGACACUUCCAAGGUGAUGUCUGUCUGGGUAUGUACAGAGGCCAGCCUAGCAUGGACCUGGGGCUUCAGUGAUUAAUGGCUUCCAUCCACUUUCGAGGGGUUUGCAGUGCUCGGGCUCUGUUGCUGCUGGCGAGCCUGAGAGCACAAGGUUAAGGAACCAAAGGGCCUUCUCUGCCCACCGCAGCUCUGGGAGGGCACCUGUCACUGCACGGAAACCACAGGGCCUGCAACAACCCCACCCCUGUGGCCCAGGUUCUGCCUCCUUAGACUCGGGUGGAGGCCCGGGGCAGGGCUCUCUGUGGGGUCCGGGGAAGCGGCUCUGCCUGGUUGUCUCAGUCCUGGUGCACGAGAGGACACAGGUGGACUUGGUUUCCACCGAGCUCUGAUUGGUGCAAAGGUGAUUAGGAUGAUUAAAUACAAAUAAAACAUCAGUGUGUCUUAUUCAGAUGUGAUUUUAAUUUCAGUGCAAUUCAGAAUUUUUAAAGGACCCUAAAGAAAAUAAAACAUUUUCUCAAGACAGAAGCUGGUACUUG
This is a messenger RNA of Phyllostomus hastatus (greater spear-nosed bat), 2632 nucleotides long. RefSeq names its product leucine rich repeat containing 14B (gene LRRC14B). The transcript is spliced from 2 exons. The record is from RefSeq and is a predicted model, not a curated record. Bases 39 to 1577 code for a protein of 512 amino acids. Gene Ontology annotation, cellular component: cytoplasm. Lineage: Eukaryota; Metazoa; Chordata; Mammalia; Chiroptera; Phyllostomidae.